UGUGAUGCUCUCCCUGCAGGCCUCCAAAUGGCUGAGGCCGAAGAAGAAGGCGGACCCCCGGACCACCAGAAGAAGAGCCCAGAUUUUCCGUCCGGAUCCGGCAGCGACGAAGAAUUCGAGCUGCUCCUGUGGCAGCUGCGGACCCCGCGGACCCUCGGAAGCAGGAGGAAGGCCGGCGGCCGGCUCCGUGAUGUACUGGACUCCGACCAAGAGCCAUCCCCCAGCGCAUCCUACAGGACCAGGCGACCCCGCGGGGUGACCGGAGCCACGCCGGCGAGGCCGGAGCCCCCCGUCACUCCGGCCCAGAGGAGUUGCGGAGCGCUGAGCGACGGAGAGGAGGGGUCCUCGGAGGGUCCCGCACCGGAGGAUGGGGAAGAGGCGGCGGAAAGGCCGGGGGGAGAGGCCGGUCUCCCUCUUCCCGCCUCCGCGGGCCCGGACCCGGACAGCUCGGAAGACGAGUUCGAGUCUCUGGUGCACCUGAUCCCGAGGCCGGCGAGAGGCCCGGCCCGGACCCCCCGGACCCCGAGCAUCCGGGCGCCGGCGAGGCUGGAGCCCCCCGCCGCCCCGGCCCGGAGGAGUUGCGGGGCGCUGAGCGACGGAGAGGAGGGGUCCUCGGAGAGUCCCGCGCCGGGGGACGGGGAAGAGGCGGCGGAGAGGCCGGGGGGAGAGGCCGGUCCCCCUCUUCCCGCCUCCACGGGUCCAGACAGUUCGGAAGACGAGUUCGAGUCUCUGGUGCACCUGAUCCCGAGGCCGGCGAGAGACCCGGCCCGGACCCCCCGGACCCCGAGCAUCCGGGGGGCCCGGACCCCCCGGACCCCGAGCAUCCGGGGCCCAGGAAAGGAAGCUAGCACACCGCCCUCGGGAGUGAGGAAGGCGUCCCCAUCGUCCAGCCCCCGUGACCGCAGAGACGCCGAGGACUCGACACCCCUCCCCAACUUCAAGUGGGCACGGGGAUGUUCUGUGCCCGACUGCUUCCUGCCCCAAAUCUCCGCCGCCCCUUGGGCUCACGGCAGAAAGUUCCAGGAGGAGAAGAAACGUCUGGUCCGGAGACUUUACCAGCUGUACAACACCUCCGUCUUUGAUUCCAAGUUACCCGAGGACAUGGAGAUCUCCUGGAAUAAGAAACUGCGCAUGACGGCGGGUUUCUGUGCCACGGGGCAGAAGGACGGGCGGCGCCACGCCCGCAUCGAGCUGUCCGAGAAGGUCUGCGACAGUGCCGAACGGCUGCGGGACACGGUGAUCCACGAGAUGUGCCACGCCGCCACCUGGCUCGUCUUCGGCAUCCGCGCCGCCCACGGCCCCACCUGGAAGGCUUUCGCCCGCAAGGCCGCGGCCCUGCAUCCCGAGCUGCCCAGGGUCACUCGCUGCCACAGCUACCAGAUCAAUUACAAGUUCACCUACGAGUGCGCCCGCUGCGGGCACAGGAUCGGCCGCCACUCCAAGUCCCUGGACCCGCAGCGCCACGUGUGCGGUCGAUGCCUGGGCCCCCUGGCCCUGCUCCCUCAGGCCGGGAAGGGAGACGGGGGAACCCCCAGGCCUCUCACCCCCUUCGCCCGCUUUGUGAAAAGCCACUACGCUUCCACCCGGAGGGAGCUGGCCGGACAGAGCCACGGAGAGAUCAUGCGCCAGCUCGGCGCGGACUUCGCUUCCAAAGUUCGUCUCCAGGAGCCGUGAGACCACCCCCCUCCCACCCCGCCCCCACAUCCCGAAGACCCCGG
This is a messenger RNA of Tachyglossus aculeatus (Australian echidna), 1718 nucleotides long. RefSeq names its product germ cell nuclear acidic peptidase (gene GCNA). The coding region runs from base 28 to 1674 and encodes 548 amino acids. Gene Ontology annotation, cellular component: nucleus. The transcript is spliced from 11 exons. Lineage: Eukaryota; Metazoa; Chordata; Mammalia; Monotremata; Tachyglossidae. The record is from RefSeq and is a predicted model, not a curated record.